AUGGAAUGCACACAGAAGUACGGACUAACUCCGGCCGACGUCCUUCAGUUGAGAGAAAAGAAAAUGCCUGAUAAUGAUAACGUAAAAUGCAUGUUUGCCUGCGCCUACAAAGCUUCCGGCAUGAUGGACGAUAAAGGUAUGCUGUCAGUCGAUGGUGUUAAGAAAAUAAGCGAGAAGUAUCUUUCCGAAUAUCCAGAGAAGAUGGAUAAUGCUUUCAAAUUUGUCGACGCCUGCCAGAGUGUAAAUGAUCAAGCAGUAAGUGAUGGUGAUAGAGGUUGUGAGAGAGCUGCCCUGAUCUUCAAGUGUAGUUUAGAACAAGCAGCUGUGUCCUUGACAGAAAUGGAAAUAAAAGUAGAAUUUACAAAGUUAGUGAUGAAGUGUAUGAAAGAUCACCCGGUUGACAUGAAGGAGUUAACAGGGUUGCAGCAAUACAUCGUGCCGAAGAACAAGGACGUCAAGUGUUUGCUCGCUUGCGCUUACAAGUUGGAGGGAAUAAUGACAGACAAAGGACUCUACGAUAAAGAACAUGCUUAUAAAAUAGCAGAGUUGUCAAAGAACGGCGAUGAGAAGAGAUUGGAAAAUGGAAAGAAAAUGGCUGAUAUAUGUGUUAAAGAGGUAAACGAAGCUGAUGUCAGUGGUGACGAUAAAGAAUGUGAAAGAGCUGCUCUACUAUUCAAAUGUACUAUAGAAAACGCACCUAAGAAAUUUACGGAUAUGGAUUGCACAGAAAAUUACAAAUUAACUCAAGAGGAAAUGGCACAGUUGCUAGAUAAGAAAAUACCCGAUAAUGAUAAAAUAAAAUGCAUGUUUGCCUGCGCCUUCAAAGCUAGCGGUUUGAUGGACGAUAAGGGUAUGCUGUCAGUAGAUGGCGCUAAGAAAGUAAUAGAUAUGGUUUUCGCCGAUGAUCCAGAAAAGACGAAUAAAGCUCUUAAUUUUAUUGAUGCCUGCAAGAGUGGUGAGACAUAUAUACAAUUUUAGUUUGCCGUAUGUUCUACACCAGUGAAUAUAUGAGAAAUCACAUAUUAGGCUCAGAUUCCUAGAUGAAUAGGCAUUUCCCUCGUAUUAUAAGGUAUCUGAGACAACGAAUGCACUAUAACAUCCAGACUCAAGAGAAUAUAGAAAAGAAAAUGAAAUGACAAUACAGAAAAGUUUCUUCCAUUACCUAUUUUAUUACCAAGUAGAGUGCCACAUACACAGAUAACUUAAAAAGAGAUAAAGUUUUAAAUUAUAUUUUGGUUUGUUUGUUUGUUUGUCUUAAGGUUUAUCUUCAGAAAUACUGAACCGAUCAAGAAAAUUCUUUCACCAGAUUCUAAGAUUACUCCCUAUUAACAAACAAACAGAGUUAGAAAUUUUAGCAAUAAUAAUAUUACUAUAUAUUAGUUAAAUUUUUGUAAUUUAAUUGAAAAUAAAAUUUUAACUGUAAAUUUUACAGUAAAUGAUCAAGAAGUAAGCGAUGGCGACAAAGGUUGUGAGAGAGCUGCUUUGAUUAUCAAGUGUAACGCAGAACAAGGAUCUCCGGUGAGAUAUUUAACUCAAGUUUACAUAAAUAUAUAUUUUUCAGUGUAG
Molecule: messenger RNA, 1566 nt
Organism: Diatraea saccharalis (sugarcane borer)
Lineage: Eukaryota; Metazoa; Arthropoda; Insecta; Lepidoptera; Crambidae
Source: the annotation of a GenBank genome assembly